GAGAGAAGUUGCGGGAGCUGCUCAAGCAACACGGGGACUUUGCCUCGAUGGAAGUCCUGGUCAAAAAGUACCACCGCACCCUCUUUGGAAAGACCAAGUCAGGAGGUUGGUACAGCAAGCACUACCUGCUCACGGUAGCCCAAUGGACAAAGCAGCAUGGCUAUUCAAGGAAAAUGACGGACUCGGCCUUUGCAUGGGCACAGACGCACAGCAAGAUCCGCACGAACCCUGUCCAUGGAGAGCAGGAAGCACUCUUCGUUUUGAAUGAGAGUUUCCAGCUUGUCGAUGAGACCGGAUCUACUAUCCAGAUGCAAGGUCAGCUGGAGAUGGAGGACCCUUCUGGAAUGUAA
Symbiodinium pilosum is the source of this 350-nucleotide messenger RNA. The record is from the annotation of a GenBank genome assembly. Lineage: Eukaryota; Dinophyceae; Suessiales; Symbiodiniaceae.